AUGGAGGCCUUUUUACGCGAGCAGAAUAGUUGGGAGCUGAAUGUUUCCUCGAGCAACGCAAUGACAAAUGACAGCCGUUUAGGAAACACCUCAGUGAAUCCUUUGAAACGAAAUGAAGAAGUGGCCAAAGUGGAAGUUACCGUCCUCGUCCUGGUGCUGCUUCUAGCUCUGACCGGCAACCUGUGCGUCCUGUUGGCCAUCACCACCUCCAAGCACAGCCAAUGUCGGAUGUAUUACUUUAUGAAGCACCUGAGCAUCGCUGACCUCGUCGUUGCAAUCUUUCAGAUCUUGCCGCAACUUAUUUGGGAUAUCACAUUCCGCUUCUACGGGCCAGAUUUGCUGUGCAGGCUGGUGAAAUACCUCCAGGUCGUGGGUAUGUUUGCAUCUACCUACAUGCUUGUCUUGAUGUCCAUCGACAGGUGCUUAGCAAUCUGCCAGCCACUUCGGUCCGUGCACAGGAGAAACGAUCGCUUCUACGUGGUCGCCUCGUGGACGCUCAGUCUGAUAUUCAGCACACCUCAAGCGUACAUAUUUUCUUUGAGGGAUGUCGGUAACGGUGUGUAUGACUGCUGGGGGGACUUCAUACAACCAUGGGGAGCCAAAGCAUACAUCACGUGGAUGACUCUGAGCAUUUACAUUUUCCCAGUGGCAAUUUUAAGCAUCUGCUAUGGUUUGAUUUGUUUUAAAAUAUGGCAGAACUUCAAUAUAAAAACCAGAAAGGACCAAUUCCUGGCUCUGACUCAGAGGCCCACCAAAGGCUCGCAACAUCUCUGUCGUGUGAGCAGCGUGAGGCUCAUUUCAAGAGCAAAGAUUCGCACUGUGAAAAUGACAUUCGUCGUGGUCCUUGCCUACAUGGUGUGCUGGACUCCCUUCUUCUUUGUCCAGAUGUGGUCUGCAUGGGAUCCUGCUGCACCGAGAGAAGACGUGGCAUUUAUCAUCGCCAUGUUGCUGGCCAGUCUCAACAGCUGCUGUAACCCCUGGAUCUACAUGUUCUUUGCUGGUCACCUGUUUCCUAACCUGAUGCAGUGCUUCUUCUGCUGCUGUAGGCAGUACCUGCCAGCCUCCCCCUGCAGCUGUGAUCAACAGUGCAGGCACAAGAGCAAGUCUUCUACUUGUGUCUUCAAGAACACUAGCAGCCAGAGGAGCCUCACACACACAUCUAGCACAGGGGGGCUGGGACACUGAAGAGGCAGCUGAAAGCCAUCCAGGUUUCUUAUCCGGCAAUCAUGCAGGUCCCCCAUUUCAUCAUCUGCAGUGGCACGACAGUGGCUCAUGGCUACUAUUCUUUUCUUUUUGUAUUGGGCGAGAUAGAUAAUACAAAACCUCUGUGGAUUUCCUAAAAUACCACAUGUUUGACUCCCUGCAACUCCCUUCUCUUACACUUUAUCAUUUCCAGAUGAAUCCUGUAAAUUAGCAUUUUAAAAGUUGUUUGUGUGUCUUCCAAUAGUUUUUUUUCCUAAUUUGAUCCUAAUAAGACAAUCAAUUAUCACAAUAACUAUAUUAAUGUUGCACAAUGACAUUCUGUUGACAAAUCAGUCAUACCCGUACUGCCUUUUAAGAGUGGCAGGGGUCUGGCAGAUUCCAAAAGUAGAUUUGCUCUGUUGAAAUGGUUUAGAAUGUAGUUAGUAUUAUGCUUGUUUACCCCUUCAAAGCAGAAUUACUCCGUGGAUGUUUUCAGCAGUUUGUAGCCCGAUGUGCAGAUCAAACAAUGUUUGUCCUUAAUGAUGUAAUAUAAACAUCACUUUGUCAAUUGUUUCCACUGCUCCUCGUGUGUGUCUACAUGUCAUCUCUUCUAGGUGUUGGUCUUUUGGGGGCAAGCUCAGUUCAUCUUAGUGGGAUCACCCUUGAAUAAUAGUUCCCCCUUGUGGUAACUUUGAAUUAGUCCAACAAAUGGUGUUUUUUCUCUGCUCAGUUUCUUUUGCUGUACAUUUGAGGCAUUAUAUCAACUGCUUAACUUACAGUAUGACAUGGAGAAAAUCAGUGUCUGGAUGUGUGUUUGAAUUGUUCUUUAACUGUAUAUAUCCUGGUAGGUUGUCUACAAAACAUUGUGGUUCUGGGCAACAUCCAGAGGGAGCAGCUUAAAA
Messenger RNA from Pseudoliparis swirei, 2084 nucleotides. RefSeq names its product isotocin receptor-like. The transcript has 2 exons. The record is from RefSeq and is a predicted model, not a curated record. Gene Ontology annotation, biological process: regulation of systemic arterial blood pressure by vasopressin; G protein-coupled receptor signaling pathway; positive regulation of vasoconstriction. The coding region runs from base 1 to 1185 and encodes 394 amino acids. Gene Ontology annotation, molecular function: oxytocin receptor activity; vasopressin receptor activity; peptide binding. Gene Ontology annotation, cellular component: membrane. Lineage: Eukaryota; Metazoa; Chordata; Actinopteri; Perciformes; Liparidae.